Messenger RNA from Nymphalis io (European peacock), 1653 nucleotides. RefSeq lists its product as uncharacterized. NCBI's taxonomy places the organism in Eukaryota, Metazoa, Arthropoda, Insecta, Lepidoptera, Nymphalidae. The record is from RefSeq and is a predicted model, not a curated record. The coding region runs from base 1 to 1653 and encodes 550 amino acids. The transcript is spliced from 5 exons.
AUGAAUCUAGAAUUUUACAGCGUACCCGGCUUGGCUGAUAUCGUGGGAACGAAGGCGCAAGAUAACGAAGAUAAAGAGAGGUCAAAAGUUAUCAAUAUAUUACAUGCUCAGGUAGAUAAAGAAGAUGAUAUUUUAAAAAGAUUUUGGGAAAUAGAAGAACAAACUAGUACAAAGCAAAUACUUACACCGGAAGAGAAAGCAUGUGAAGAGUUCUAUAGUCUAACUACUAGAAGAGAUGAAAGUGGGAGAUAUAUUGUAAGGUUACCUUUUCGUGAAGAGAAUACACUAUGCAUGUCUGGAAAUUCACGAGAUAUAGCUGAAAAAAGAUUUAGGUCAUUAGAAAAAAGAUUAGGAAAUAAUAAAGAACUAAAAGAAAAAUACGUAGAGGUUAUACAAGAAUAUUUAUCAUUAGGACACAUGAGACCUGUAGCAAAAGAUGAUAUGAAGAAAGAUAAAGCUUUUUACUUACCUCAUCAUGCGGUUGUACGCGACGAUAAAACUACUACAAAUGUUCGAGUUGUUUUUAAUGCAUCUCAGAAGAACACACUGGUAGCAGAUAUAAUUAAAAUGUAUCGUCAAGUCAGAAUUGCUGAAGGAGAUGCAAUGUUCCAACGCAUACUUUGGCGUGAUUGUCCGGAAAAAGAAAUUGUUGACUAUGAACUAACGACAGUCACCUUUGGUACAGCUUCUGCACCUUAUCAAGCCGUUCGGACGUUACACCAAGUUGCUUUUGAUGAAGGAGACAACUAUCCACUUGCAAAAGAUAAAGUACUCAAUUGUUUCUAUAUGGAUGAUCUUAUGACAGGGUGUUACGAAGUGGAUCAAGGAUUAGAAAUAUAUACACAAAUAACAGAAUUAUUAGGUAAAGGUGGAUUUAAAUUGCAAAAAUGGAAUUCUAAUAAUCAGGAAUUAAUAGAAGAAAUUAAGGAAAUGAAGAAUGAGAAAGAUCAAGAACAAUUAUAUAUAAAUAGAACAAACAAGGACAUAAUUUAUAUGGACAACAUAGACAAGGUUAAAGAAAUAUCACACGAAGAAGUAAAAGAAGUAGAAAUCAAGAUAGAUAGUACAAUAAAAAUAUUAGGACUUACCUGGAACCGCAGCCAAGACACCUUCCAGUACUUAGUUAAUCUUCCACCGCUGACGACUGCACCUGCAACUAAAAGAUCAAUAAUUUCAAAUAUAGCACGGCUAUUUGAUCCUUUAGGUUGGAUAGCCCCAAGUAUAGUACUAGCAAAGGUAUUCAUACAAAAGUUAUGGCUUACCGGCGUUAGUUGGGAUGAAGAACUAAACGUGGAGUUAGUAAAGGAGUGGAUUGACUAUCGAGAGCAACUGUCACUACUUACCGACGUACGCAUACCUCGUUGGAUAGGCACAAGAUUGAAUCAGAAGCUGGAACUGCAUGGAUUUAGUGACGCUUCGAAGACAGCUUACUCAGCCGUGAUUUAUUUGAGGACCAUUGACCUUGAAGGACCAUCAUUCCUGAAAAAGGACAAUAUAUCCUAUAACAGACCAGAUAAUUUAGACAAAUUAAACUUGGAUUUAGAAAUGUGCGUUAAAUCUUAUGUAACGGUUGUUCCAAAUAAUUCAAUUUUCGAAAGGUCUUCAGUUGAUGAAAAAUUUUUCGAGGACAGCCUACUGGAUAAUUGGAAUUAG